Molecule: messenger RNA, 1634 nt
Organism: Sarcophilus harrisii (Tasmanian devil)
Lineage: Eukaryota; Metazoa; Chordata; Mammalia; Dasyuromorphia; Dasyuridae
Product: galactosylceramide sulfotransferase-like
Exons: 2
Coding region: 1-1248 (415 amino acids)
Biological process (GO): galactosylceramide biosynthetic process; myelination
Cellular component (GO): membrane
Molecular function (GO): galactosylceramide sulfotransferase activity
Source: RefSeq, a predicted model, not a curated record
AUGCUGUCCCGGAGGAAACCCUGGCACUGCAUGGCAAAGGGGCUCAUUCUGGGAUGCCUCUUAACUGGCUUUCUAUUGCUGCUCUAUUCUUACGCUAUUGCUCCUUCACAAGUCGCCAUGGCCAAGGCCUCAACACCAAGCCGCUGUUCUUCUCCACCCACCUUACCUGCCAACAUCACCAAAGGCUCCUGCUGGCCAAAAUUAGACAUUGUCUUCAUGAAGACGCACAAGACGGCCAGCAGCACUCUGCUCAACAUUCUGUUCCGCUUUGGCCAGAAGCACCGGCUCAAGUUUGCCUUCCCCAGCGGUUACAACGACUUCAACUACCCGUCCUUCUUCAAGCGCAGUCUGGUGCACAACUACCAGCCCGGGGACUGCUUCAACAUCAUCUGCAACCACAUGCGUUUCUACUACUCCGAAGUACGUAGCCUGGUAGCCCCCAAUGCCACAUUCAUCACGGUUCUACGUGACCCCGCCCACCUCUUCGAGUCAUCCUUCCACUACUUCGGGUUGGUGGUGCCCUUCACAUGGAAGCUCACCGGCCACAACAAGCUGGCCAAGUUCCUGCAGGACCCCAAUCGCUACUACAACCCCAGGGGCUUCAACGCCUACUAUCUUCACAACCUGCUCUUUUUCGACCUGGGCUACAAUAAUGAACUGGACCCCCGCAGCCCCCAGGUGGCUGAGCACAUCCUGGAGGUGGAGCAGAGGUUCCACCUGGUCAUGCUGCAGGAGUACUUUGACGAGUCUCUGGUGCUGCUCAAGGAGCUUCUGUGCUGGGAACUUGAGGACAUCCUGUACUUCAAGCUCAAUGCGCGCCGGGCCUCUGCGGUCUCCCCACUGACCGGAGAGCUCUACAGGAGGGCCACUGACUGGAACAAGCUGGAUGCGCUGCUGUACCGCCACUUCAACGCCAGCUUCUGGCGCAAAGUGGAGGCCUUCGGGCGCGAGCGCAUGGCCCAGGAGGUGGCCUCCCUGCGGCGGGAGAAUAAGCGAAUGGAAAGAAUCUGCAUUGAUGGUGAGCAUGCAGUGGAUGCCAAGGACAUUGAGAAACCCUCCUUGCAGCCCUGGCAGGCAAUGGGGGCAAAGACAAUCCUUGGCUACAACCUAAAGAAGCAUAUCAGUCAUCAGUAUGACCAGUUGUGCCGGAAAAUGGUAACUCCAGAUAUCCAGUACAUGACUGAACUUGGGGUCAACCUGUGGGUCACCAAAUUAUGGUGGUACAUCAGGAUGUUGCUGCAGAUUUGAUAGCUGCCCGACCCCGGCUAGUUCUCUCUAUUAUUCCUGGCUCAAAAAGCAUGCACAAGGGAUUUCCCUUUCUCAGGAUGAACCUUUAGGCUAAUCACUCAGGGUAGUCAACUAGGUGACCAAGUCUGACCUCUACCUUCCAAACCAGCCCAAUAUUCUUUCAUCCUUAACCUAACUUUGGGCAAGACAUAAUAAAAUGGGCCAAGAUCUGGGAGUUACUUCACAGAGCCCACUGGGUGAACUUAUAAAUGAUCGAGCCAAAUUAGACUGAAUAUGAGCUGUCUUCAGUCAAGAGAAGCACUUAUAUAAUUACAUAUGGGUUAAAAUUUUCAUAGGGACAUUCUUAUGUGGAGCAGUCUCUGAAGUAAAAAAAAAUUGCACUUUCA